This is a messenger RNA of Fimicolochytrium jonesii, 1846 nucleotides long. RefSeq lists its product as uncharacterized. Gene Ontology annotation, biological process: peptidyl-proline hydroxylation to 4-hydroxy-L-proline. Lineage: Eukaryota; Fungi; Chytridiomycota; Chytridiomycetes; Spizellomycetales; Powellomycetaceae. The coding region runs from base 153 to 1718 and encodes 521 amino acids. Gene Ontology annotation, cellular component: endoplasmic reticulum. The transcript has a single exon. The record is from RefSeq and is a predicted model, not a curated record. Gene Ontology annotation, molecular function: procollagen-proline 4-dioxygenase activity; iron ion binding; L-ascorbic acid binding.
CAUGGAACGUAUUCGAGUCCCCAACACAUAUCCUGGGCUCCAAAGGGAAGGAACUCCGGAUCUAAAGUCUCGUCCUCACCCGUGUCGGUUAUCGAAAACUGAUCCUUGAACACCGUCAUUUGCGUACGGUCGCUUUUGUGAAAUAAUUCAGCAUGGGCAAAGCUGGAAAGCUGGCAAAGCGUCGAAGGCUUAUGAACCAGGGUGGGGCCGCAGACGGUCCCCUGGCAAAGAAAGCAUUCCGUCCGGCUGUUCCGCUCCCUAGUCCUCCGCCGGCCUUGUCCUCUGCUUCGGGAUCCGACGUUGAGGGAGGAAAGGGUACAAAGCGUACCCUAGAGCCAGAGGAGGACAAUGAAAUCAGCGACGUUGAAGAGCUUGUCGGCGACCUCAUUCCAUCGCAUGACUUGGCCCUCACAAUCCAGACUCUUACGAUGCUCGAGGAGAACCCGGCCGUGAUUCGCGGCAAAGGCUUCAAGGCGCUUCGUGCUACGUUGCACCGACUGCAAACUACUAUGGCGAGGACCGCUGGCGUAGGGGCCGGCAACACGCUGAGCGGACGGAUCUCGGAUGCGUUGACAGACGGACGAUGGAACGAUGCCCACCUUGCGCUGGCCGAAAUGCGAGAACGUGGCCAGACUCCGAAAUUAGGGGCUUUACAACGCUGGGUGCGUGACUGCGAUGCAGUGUCGUCAGCUGAUAAGAAAGUGGCCGGAGACAAGCAGAACGAGGAUGUAUUGAGAGUUCUCGAUGCCAUUUUGAGGACUGCGGAUCCGGAUGUGGUGCCUGCAUUGGAUUCCGAUGACGAAGCGAGGGUGGUGCAGUAUCAGCCACCUUGGACUGCCCCAAGUGGGCACGCCGGAGUCGAGUCACAGGGCGAGAAGAACGAACUCACAGAUGAAGAGAUCAGAGCUCGCUUCAGGGUAGUUGCACAUGAGAAAGGUCCGGAGCGUCGUACACCAAACCGGCAAGACUUCAUCAUGUAUACGUCCUUACCGGGGACGAUUACGCCAUCUCCGGCCUCUUCCACGCCUCUGGUGACUCGCAUCGACGUCCCCAAUGUUCCGGGGGCCUUCCUGUUGCAAGAUGUCCUUACGGCUGCCCAAUGCGCUCAGAUCCUUCGCACAACUGAAGCAGUGGGUUACACGCCCGAUGAACCCAUCGCCGGCGCUGCAUCGGAACAAACCUCGGUGUUGGCGCAUAACCUUUUCUGGCUCGCCGACACUGAAUUACUCGGCAUGAUAUUCGACCGCGUCAAAGAGCACUUGCCACAAACGCUCCCCAGCAUCUCACCAACAUCGCCUCCGAAACUCGCGGGUAUCAACUCCAGAUGGCGCGUUUAUCGAUACGUCCCAGGCGCCGUCUAUCGCCCACACAUCGACGGUGCGUGGCCCGCGUCGGGUCUGGACCCUCAAACCGGUGAAUAUGUGUACGACAUGUACAAGGACCGACGCUCCAAGCUGACCUUCCUUGUGUACCUGAACGACGGUUUCGACGGAGGACACACCACGUUUUUCAUCCCAUCGGCGGUACCGGGCAAGAUGAACGCUUACCCCGUGCAGCCGAGGGCUGGUUGCGUGCUAUGUUUCCCGCAUGGAGAAGCUAAGGGGGCCCUGCUCCAUGAAGGCAGCCCGGUGAUUCAGGGCAAGAAGUACAUCAUCAGGGCAGAUGUCCUUUACACGCUGCCCGAUGGCGGGGGUGCUAUGUCUAUCUCAGAUAGCUAGAUAUAGGUCGUACUUACCUCGUCAUCCUCGCAUUUGAAUCCCGCAAUCCAUGUCAUGCAGUGUGUUGUGUAUACCCUCUUUUGUUUUGCAAUCAAAGCCAUUAUCGUUCCAAACGCGGAGAGGUUACU